AUGUCUGCGGCCAAGCUUGAGAAGAAGAUCUGGACCUUGGAGCAGAGGCUCCGUGAGGAGUUCCGUGUGGAACUGCAGAGGGCGCUAGGGCAGUGCCUCGCGAGAGUGCAACACCUCGAGACGGAGGUGCUGCUACUCCGAGGAGAGAAGCCCGUGAGGUUGAAACAGGCUCCAUACGACUGCAUCUGGGGCGUUUCUGUGGAUGUCGGAGAUGCGGAGCUGCCGGGAGGCAUCGUCGAAAAGCCCGUGGCAGACGUCGUGCCCGUUGGCCGUCCCAGCGGAUCGGCCUGGUCUGAGUUUUCGCCGAAAUGGGAAAGUCCCCAGGGAGAGGAUCCGGAAGAUGAGUGUGUGGCCUGGGUCCCGUUGGAACCUGUGGCUUUCUUGGAGUCAACAUGGAACCUUGUAUUGGUCAUGGGCUUCACGGAUGCUGGCUGGCUGGACAUCAUCAUUGCUUGCCUGCUGUUGAUUGUCAGCGGGGGCUUGCAAAUUGCGUUCAGCAUAAUUCUGCUGUCGCCCGACUUCCUUGGAGAGCCGUUUGAAAGCCACAUCCAGAAUGUGGAGAAGUGGAGGGUUGGUGUUGCCCACGAUUACAGGCACAUGGACUUGGCGCAGACCAGCUUGGUAUCGCGCGUCUGCAACAAGGACGUCUCCCUCAUCGUGUCGACAAGUCAAGCGACCCUCCUUGACGAGAUCGAUACUUUCCUCGGCCUGCUGAAGCCGUUCAAUGUGAGUCUUGGAAUCCUUCUCUGCAUGCUCUGCAUUCUCAUGUGGUGCCUCUACCUGUGCAAUGAGUUUCGAGCCAUCGGCUUGUCUCUCGAGGCAGUAUUACAGAUUCCACGGCGUGCAUACACGACCUUUGAUCACGGACGCUUUGCCACAAUUUCGUACCUUCGCUUCGCGCUCUACUGCCUGGCCCGGAUUACGCGGGGAGUGAUCGCUGGCCUCCUGCUUUAUGCUGGGAUUCUUUGGCUUGCAAAUACCACGUCGAUCACCGAUCUGAUGCUGAACGCAGUGGCCUUGGGGGCUGUUCUGGAUGUCGAUGAGAUGUUUUUCGCGGCACUGAUGCCGAAGAAGAUUCAGAUAAAAAUUCAAGACCUGGAGGCCAUCAAGAUCAAUUACACCCGCAGGAGGAGCCAAAUCGAGGCAGUGUUGCUGCUUCUCAUCAUGUGCGGACUGAUGUUGUGGCCUUGGUUCUACUUGGUAGAGCCGCUUGCCAACCACAUGUUGGAGGUGAAUGCCACCCUAUGUGGUGGGAACCAGGAUUUCGUUGUCGGAAUCAACUCUAAUCAAGGCAUUACCAUUGGUCGAGAGACCACGAACUUUGGCGCGGACCGGAAUGUCAGUUUAAUCGAGAUUGCAGUCAGGGACCUGGCCUUUCGAGGGGACGACUCCUUGUCUUCCAACUACGUCCUGAUAUCGCAGGUUGCAAGGGAUUUUGAGAUCAAGCGAACUGAGCUCAUGUCUGCAGCCGCGGCUCGCAUCAUGCACUGUACUGACUUUGACCAAUACUAUAUUCACGGACAGCCAAAUGCGGGUAACUACGAACCUUACUGGUGGAACACAGCGCCUGGGCUCGGCUUCCCACAGAACAGUACCUGUGAGGACAUGAAAGAGCACUGCGACGAUGAGAAUGGAGAGCUGUUGCGCUUGAGCUGCGGCGUCACAUGUGGGUGCGCCGAACCAGUUACGAACCCCUGGUUCCGCGUGUAG
Molecule: messenger RNA, 1710 nt
Organism: Symbiodinium necroappetens
Lineage: Eukaryota; Dinophyceae; Suessiales; Symbiodiniaceae
Source: the annotation of a GenBank genome assembly